Messenger RNA from Cannabis sativa, 3939 nucleotides. RefSeq lists its product as uncharacterized. Bases 173 to 3223 code for a protein of 1016 amino acids. Gene Ontology annotation, molecular function: mRNA binding. Lineage: Eukaryota; Viridiplantae; Streptophyta; Magnoliopsida; Rosales; Cannabaceae. The record is from RefSeq and is a predicted model, not a curated record. Gene Ontology annotation, cellular component: nucleus. The transcript is spliced from 11 exons.
UAUAAAUACACGGACACCAAUACAAAUAUACAAUAUUUCGUCGAAGACAAAGAUUUGUGUUUUGAUCAUCUCUUCUCUUUCUUUCAAUCAAAAAUCUAAACUUGUGUUUCACAUUUUCAUUAUCAUUACUCAACUCCCUCGAUUUUCGUAACUAGGGUCUCCGGCAAUCAUCAUGAGAACUCGUAAUGGCGCCAAUCUUAAAUCGCCAGCUCCGAAGAAGACGCCACCGCCCAAGAAAUCCACCGCCAAACCCACUCCGACAUCUGCCGAGGCCGGCGCCGGCUCGUCCACUCCGGAAACUGGCCAAACCAAGCGUUCGCCUUCUACCAGAGGUAGACCACCGAUUAAGAAGAGGCAAAUCGUAACCACGACUGAUUCGAAACUCGAAGAACCAUCUGGUACGGAAGGUGAAGAGAUUUCUGCUGGUGCUAUUCAAGUGACACCAGAUUCGAAGGUGGGUAGAGUAACAAAAUCAGUGGCGACCAGAACAUCUGGGAGGAUUAAGACAACUACUGUAAGAAAAGGUAUUUCUCCACAGGGGUCUGGUGUUAGGGAUUCCGGGGAGGCGAAUGUUGAAGAGUCUAAUGAUGAAGUGGGGGAAGCCUUGGUCGUGGGAAGUACGGAGAAGGAACCGAGGGAACCCACUGUAGUUAUAGAAACCCAGGUAGUAGAGACUGUGAAUGAGGAACCGAAUCAACCCGGUGCAGUUUUAGAAACCCAGGUUGUAGAGUCUAUGAAGGAGGAACCGAAUCAACCCCGUGUAGUUAUAGAAACCCAGGCUGUUGAGUCUAUGAAUGAGGAACCGAAUCAACCCCGUGUAGUUGUAGAAACCCAGGUUGUUGAGUCUAUGAAGGAGGAACCGAAUCAACCUGGCGUAGUUAUAGAAACCCAGGUUGUAGAGUCUAUAAAUGAGGAACUGAGCCAACCGGCAGUAGUUGUAGAGUCUACAAAUGAGGAACCGAGCCAACCCACGGUAGUUGUAGAGUCUAUAAAUGAGGAACUGAGCCAACCCGCAGUAGUUGUAAAUGAGGAACCGAGCCAACCCACGGUAGUUGUAGAUUCCCAGGUUGUGGAAUCUAUGUAUGAUCAUGCAGAAGAAAAUAAGGAACCAGUUGCUGAAGAUGUCGGUGAAUGUAUUUUGAAUGAGCAGCACCCAAUGGAAGUAGUAGUAAUUUCUAGUGAGAACUCUGUAGAAAAUUUGGACAAAAAAGAGCUUACUGGUACAGAAGGCACUGUAGAACUAAAUAACAUAGCGUGUUGUGGCAGAAGGGAUGAAAUAGAAGGGGAUGCAAAUCAACAAAAGUCAAGGGAUGGUGGAGUUAAUGAGCAGCAGGAUGUUGGGCCUUCUAAUAUGGAGGAAAAUUUCACAGAGGUUAUGCAACUAGAAGAUGAUAAGUCGAUAAAGGAGGCUGAUAUUGAGCCGAUAAAGGAGGCUGAUACUAAGCCAAUAAAUGAGGGUGAUAAUGAGCCGAUAAAGGAGGCUGAUACUGAGCUGAUAAGUGAGGGUGCUAAUGAGCUGAUAAGGGAGGUUGAUUGUGAUCAUGAAAUGGAAUAUGGAGAAAAAGUUGAUCUUGGAGAAAAUGGAAAUGAAGAGCUUCAAGAGGAUGAUGUUGAUGAUCAUGCUGAAGAAGCCAAGAAUAAGGAAGAGGAACAAAGGGAAGUGGCUGCCAUUGAACAAAGGGAAGUGGCUGCUAUUGUUAAUGAGCGCAGGAGUCGAAAAGAGCGUGAAGUAUUUGUUGGUGGGUUGGAUCGUGAUGUUGCGGAGGAGGAUGUGAGAAAGGUUUUCGAGAAGAUUGGGGAAAUAGUUGAAAUUAGGUUGCACAAGAAUCUUUCAACACAUAAGAAUAAAGGAUAUGCAUUUGUUGAAUAUAUGAAGAAGGAGCAUGCAAUGCGAGCUUUGUCAGAAAUGAAAAAUCCAGUUAUUCAUGGACAGCGAUGUGGGACUGCACCGAGCGAAGACAAUGACACAUUGUUUCUGGGAAAUAUCUGCAACACAUGGACCAAGAAAACAAUAAGUGAGAAGCUGAAGGAGUAUGGCAUUGAAGGUGUUGAGAACAUUACUCUUGUUGCUGAUGUUCAGCGUGAAGGAUUGAGCCGAGGUUUUGCUUUCAUUGAAUUUUCAUGUCAUGCUGAAGCCAUGUCUGCCUACAAGAGGCUUCAAAAACCUGACGUUGUAUUUGGCCACCUUGAGAGAACUGCAAAAGUUGCUUUUGCUGAACCUUUACGUGAGCCUGAUCCAGACGUCAUGGCCCAAGUUAAAUCAAUAUUUGUUGAUGGGCUUCCACCUCAGUGGAAUGAACACCAGGUAAGGGAACAAUUAAAAGGUUAUGGAGAAAUUGUACGUGUUUGCCUUGCUCGAAAUAUGUCUACAGCCAAGAGAAAAGAUUUUGGAUUUGUUGAUUUCUCUACACAUGAAGCAGCCGUGGCUUGUGUUGAGGGUGUAAACAAAACUGAGUUGUACGAUGGGAACUCAAAGGUAAAAGUAAAAGCAAGACUCUCAAAUCCUAUGCCAAAAACUCAGGCUGUGAAAGGUGGAAUGUGUGGUGGAUUUCGAAUUGGUCAUGGUGAUGGAUAUAUUCCUAAAUUUGGGCGAGGUAAUGGAAGAGGUGGGAAUUCCUUUAACAAUGCAAAUUUUCGCAGGGGUUCUCAUCGUGGUGGACGUGGUCAUCCGGGCAUGAUGAAUUUUCCUAAUGAAUAUGGAUUUGAUAAACCACAUGCUGAAUUUCAUGGGAGGCAAAAUAAUGGACGAGGUGGAAGGAGAGGUUCGUUCAGAGGUGGUAAUUACCCUUCUGGUAAGUUUGCUGGACGUAAUUUUGAUAGACCAUGGCCUGCUGGCCCCGACAGAGAACGAGAAAUGCACUAUCCUCCUAUGAGGCAGCCUUAUCCUCCACAAGAACAUUUUGACAGACCUUUUCCAGGAAGUCACUUUGAUGACCCUUAUUUUUAUGGUGACGGUAUGCGUGGCAUGAAGCGGCCAUUGCAUAUGAGGGACCCAGAACCUGAUUUCGUGGAGCCAACUGGAAUUCGCCCAAGAUUAGAUUAUGCUGAUCCAGUAGCUCCCUUUCGUGGAAGCCAUUAUCAUGAUACUUAUGGACCCGGCAGCAGUGUCUAUCCUCGUGAUUUUUAUGGCCCUGAUCUCCCCUUGCAGAAUGCUGGAGGUCCUUAUCCUUCUUACUAUGGAGGUGACCCCCCUCCUCCAUACGGUCGUGGCUACUACUAUUAAUCUCGAGAACUUUGGUGGACAUGAAAAUGCAGAGAAACUUUUCUGAUGGAGGCUUGCUGUUUGAUAGGAAGCUGAAGUUCCAUAUCGUUUCCCUUCUUACUCCUUGCUUUUCUCUAAUUUCUUCUUCCUCAUGGUUUGCUCUUAUAUAUAUUUUCGAUAGAGUAUCCAGAGUUUGUAGAGUUUUGAGUUAGGUUGUCUUCCGAGUUCUAAGAUUCCUAAUUAAGAUGAUGAUUUACUUUUCGUAUGAUGGAGAGAUACAGAGAUGCCCCCUAUACCCAUAGGUAUGAACAGGUUGAUGACUUGAGUUAUGAGUUAUUGUGCAUAAGUGCAGAUUUCAUUUUCUGCUUUAUAUAAAUUGUUGGUAUGGAUCAAUAUUUCUUGAUGAUAUUUAAUCUUGUGAUUCAAAAGAGACAAAGUGGGGACUUACUGGAAGUAAAAGGUUUCAGGUUAAGAUUAUAGUUUUCCUAUAGAGAUGGGAGACUUUAGUUUACUUAUUCAGAUGGGGGCUUCUCUGAAAAAUGAUAUUGAAGAUUUUAUGGAGAGAAUGAAGUUGCAGAUUUGCAAUGCAGGGUGUGUAUAUAUAUAAAUAUAUAUUAUGAAUUUCUAUGUUAAUUUAAGGCGAUAAAAUGCACGAUCUUGCAGUGUUCUGGGAUAUUUCUUUUGGAGGUGUAUAAUAGUUUCUUUCCUUUUUAGAGGAUAUUUAGUAGGAAUCAAAA